Messenger RNA from Leishmania mexicana MHOM/GT/2001/U1103, 1821 nucleotides. RefSeq lists its product as hypothetical. Lineage: Eukaryota; Euglenozoa; Kinetoplastea; Trypanosomatida; Trypanosomatidae. The transcript has a single exon. Bases 1 to 1821 code for a protein of 606 amino acids. Gene Ontology annotation, biological process: transmembrane transport. Gene Ontology annotation, molecular function: transmembrane transporter activity. The record is from RefSeq and is a predicted model, not a curated record. Gene Ontology annotation, cellular component: membrane.
AUGUCUCACUCAACUUCAUGUGGGGCAGGCGAGAAGGCGCCGCUGGUGCGUGGUAACCUAUCUGAGACUCAUGGGGACCCCUACGUAGAUGAGCUGGGACCUGGCGCCCCCGUGUAUACUACCUCGCCUAUCCGAGACGAUCGCACGAGUCGAACGUCUGGCACCAUCUCUACCGUCAACUGUGAUGUCACCGAUGACGUCGGCGGGGACGUGGAGACGGCAAAGCUGAGAAAUUGCCAUAAUGAGAAGCAACAGCAGACGCGCCACACCUUCCUCACGCCCGGUGGGCAACCCUCCAGCAAUGAGCUAUGGCGCUUCCGCGCGCGCGGCUGCCAAGACUGUUGGGCAGCGCUGUUCUUCACGGCACUCAUCGCGGUCGUACUGCUCUGGGGUGUGGAACAGGUGUGGCAGCUGCAGCUGACGGACCGCGACCUCGCCAUUAUCGCUGGUAUCGCCGGGGGAAAGGGCUACGCAGGCACACUCGCCGGCGCCCCUGCGGCGGGCGGCUCUGUCCACGGUAAAGUGCUGCACGGCGUGGCUGCGCUGCGUGCGGGUGUGGCAGCUCUUUGGGCCGGGAUGGAGGGUUUUGCGCCUCCAGCGAAAGCGCACAACAACGACCCCCCCUCGCCUUCCUCCUACGCUGGGAUGAUGGGGACUGUCAUGCGAGUACUGAUAUGGUGUGCAACAGCGGCAACCACCACCAUCCUGGUCGCGUACAGCGGACUUCUUCUCAUCGCCGUCUACCCCCACCAACUUAUAUUCAUCCAGUCCGCCGUCGCAUCAAUGAUCUCUGCUGCCUCCGCCGGCGUGGCCCUUGCCCAAGGCGCGGGACUGACAGCAAUGCUCUUCGGCUUUCUGGCGUUCACGCCGCUUCUAUGGAUCUACCUCAUUCAGGACCGGAUUCCCUUUACCACCACGAUGCUAUGCGCCACUGUGUCGGUCCUGCGACGUCAUCGCAGCCUCUUCGUCAUCUCCCUCGGCUCCGCCAUCGCAAGCUGGUGCUUCGUCAUGGCGGCGGUGGCGUGCGUGCUGCCGAGCGUGCUGUGCCUUCUCGCCGGCAAGGCGUCCAGCGCGGAUAUCGCCUACCCCAUCAUCCUCGUCUUCUGUGUCUUCUGGGUGCAGGAGGCGCUAAGCGCACUCGUGCAUGUGACCGUGUGUGGCGUGGUAGCCACGUGGUACUUCGCCGGUGAGGGGAACAUGCCAUCCUGCCCCGUGCAGACCUCGUUUCAGCGCGCCACCACGACGAGCUUCGGCUCGGUCUGCCUGGGCUCCCUCGUCAACUCCAUCGCGUCCUUUGCUCGCUUCCUCGUUGAUACGGUGCGCAGCAGCAGCGACGGCGACAACUUCUGGAUGUGCAUCAUGAGCUGCCUGGUGGGCUGCAUCGAGGACUUGGUGCAGUACUUCAACCAGUAUGCCUUUGUUCACGUGGCCGUGUACGGGUGCGGCUACGUCGACGCCGCCAAGGAGACCUGGAUGCUUGUGAAGCAGUGCGCCUUCUCCGCGAUAUUCAACGAUUUGUUGACGGGGCAGGUGAUCGGCAUCCUCACCUUCAUGAGCGCGCUGCUGGUGGCCCUCCUGACGGCGGUCGUGACGUGGAAUGCGGUGGCGGUGGCGCUGAUGUUUUUCAUGUCACUUAUCGUGAGCAGCAUCUUCUACAACCCGGUAAGCUCGUGCGUAGCAACGAUCUUUGUGUGCUUCGCGGAGGUUCCGGUGGGACUGCAGCUCUCGUUCCCGGAGCUGUACGCCGCCCUUGUAGACGCCGAUGCCGCCUAUACGCAGCGCCGUGGAGAAGCCAGCGUGUACGGCACCGCUCUUGUAUAA